This is a messenger RNA of Agelaius phoeniceus (red-winged blackbird), 1655 nucleotides long. RefSeq names its product ARF related protein 1 (gene ARFRP1). The record is from RefSeq and is a predicted model, not a curated record. Gene Ontology annotation, cellular component: Golgi apparatus. Gene Ontology annotation, molecular function: GTPase activity; GTP binding. Lineage: Eukaryota; Metazoa; Chordata; Aves; Passeriformes; Icteridae. Gene Ontology annotation, biological process: intracellular protein transport; protein localization to Golgi apparatus; Golgi to plasma membrane protein transport.
CUCCGCACUCGGAGUACCCGGGAGGCCGGCGGCGCUGGGCAUUCGGGAGUUGUAGUCCACAGGCCCCCCCCGCACCGCCAUCGCAGCGGCGACAGGACUACAUUUCCCAGAGUCUCAGGCGCGGAAUGGCGGCGGCUGGUGGCGCUGGGGAGUCGUGAGAGGCGACUCCUGUUCCAGCGCUGACACCGGCGCCAGCACCAGGAGCAGGAUGUAUACACUGCUGUCAGGGCUCUAUAAAUACAUGUUCCAGAGGGAUGAGUACUGUGUCCUGAUCCUGGGUUUGGACAAUGCUGGUAAAACUACCUUCCUUGAACAAACUAAAACCCGAUUUAACAAGAACUACAAAGGGAUGAGUUUGUCCAAAAUCACAACCACUGUAGGCUUAAACAUUGGAACUAUUGAUGUUGGCAAAACUCGGCUCAUGUUCUGGGACCUUGGUGGGCAGGAGGAGCUGCAGUCACUUUGGGACAAGUACUAUGCUGAAUCUCAUGGGGUGAUCUAUGUUAUUGACUCCACUGAUGAGGAGAGGCUCUCUGAGUCCAAAAGAGCUUUUGAGAAGAUGAUUACCAGUGAAGCUCUGGAAGGGGUUCCCAUCCUGGUGUUGGCCAACAAGCAGGAUGUAGAGAAUUGUCUGUCAAUACCCGAUAUCAAGACAGCAUUUAGUGACUGCAUUAACAAAAUUGGGAAGAGAGACUGCCUGACACAAGCCUGCUCAGCCCUUACUGGCAAAGGGGUGAACGAAGGGAUUGAGUGGAUGGUGAAGUGUGUGGUGAGGAACAUCCACCGCCCCCCAAGGAAGAAGGACAUCACGUAGGAGCUGCAAGCCAGCCUAGCAAUGGACAGUCUCUUUCCACACACUUCUGUGUUCCCUUUAAAGAAGGUGAUCCACUGGAUUCCUAUUACACCUGAUUCUUUCCUAAAUUUGGAGACAAAUAUUCUCUUUCUGUGUCUAAAAAAAAACUUGAGCCAAGGAUUCCAGCUGGGUGGGGGGUGGGAAUCUCUUACAUUAAGUAUUGUCAUUGGCCUCUGAGCAUCCUAUGUAGCAACCUACACAUUGCCAAUGCAAAAGACUUAAUUUUUCUACUAUCUUAUUUUGUGAAUCCUGAUUUGUGAGUCUAACAGGCUGGAGGCUGGUGACAUGAAGGAACUCCUGAAGGAAAUGCAGAGGUGAAUGUUGAAGGGGAGGAACAGCCUGGGGAAUGGCUGUUCCUCCUAACUGCCAAGAUCCUUGCUGCUCCAGCCCCAUGUUCCUGCAGGGUGUUACUGGCCCUGUUAUGCUGCUGUUUGUGUAGUGGGGAGAGAGAGCAUUGAUUGAUUAGAACUUGAUUUUCACUCGGGGUGUUGAUUCAUAACUUUGACCUGUGGUAAAAGCAGAUGUGGAAAUCAGCAAUUGGAUCAUUGAAUUGUUAAUGUUGGAAAAGACCUCAUCAAAUCCAGCUGUGCUGGCUGAAAUGGAUUUUCCUACCAGGACCCCGAUUCCAGAAGCACUGCCUUGCUCUGACUGCCAGUCUCUUUGUGCACUCUAUAAUCCUAAGAGUAAUUGAGAUCUUCUGUAACUGGAGUGAAUCAAGGCCCUCUCUGUGAUCUUUCUAAGCUGAAAACAACCUCUAGGCAGGAAGAAAUCAGUAUGCAAUAAAGCUUCCUACUUAUUUGAA